AGGAGGUGGUGGAAGAGCAGGAGGAGGAGGAGGAAGGGAAGGAGGAGGCGGUGGAAAGGGGGGGGGUGCCUCUGGCACCAGGCUUGUAAAUAAACUCUGCGAUGGUUUCUCUCCCUUAUUGGACUAGGUGCUGUGACCGCUACCACCAUCACUGCUGCCACCGCGGUACUCGGCUCUCAGGCUCACUCCUCCUCAGCAUCUUUUGGCUUUAGCGCUUCGUCGACAUCCUCCUUCCAUCCCUUUACCUAAACUCAGCAGCGUUUCUCCCGCUACCUAUAUCUCCUCCGUCUUCAUACCAUGCUGGUGACUUGACAGGGAUGUGACCCCCGCCCCUCUACUUUCCCUAACCCCUCUUCCCCCCCAAACCACCUUUUCCUUCUUUUUGGGGGGUGGGCUGGGGAGGGGGAGCUCGGAUCAUGGCAUUGGAGUUCCCAGGGCUGCUGCUGCCGCUGCUGCCUAGUACUACCCCGAGCUCACCUCCACGGACCAGCAGCAGCGGAGAAGGCGAAGAAGGCGAAGGCGGGGAGGGAGAUGGGGCUCAAGUCGCGAAAGGCGGCGGGCGGCGGGGGCGGUUGGCGGCGGCGGUGGCAGCAGCGGCGGCGGGGGGCGGCAGCAGCCCAGGCGGCAGCGGGGGCGGUAACUCUGGAGGGAGGGAUGCGGAGGACAAACGAACCGGGCUGGGGACGGUCGGGGACGUGGAGCAGGGCACCUUGGCCCUAGGAGCCGGAGCUGACAAAGACGGGACUUUGCUGCUGGAAGGGGCGGGCAAAGAUGAUGGCAGCAAGAGAACCCCGCAAGGGAUUGGCCUUCUGGCCAAGACCCCUCUAAGCCGGCCGGUCAAGAGGAACAACGCCAAGUAUCGGAGGAUCCAAACUUUGAUCUAUGACGCCCUGGAGAGACCUCGGGGCUGGGCGCUGCUGUAUCACGCCUUAGUGUUUCUAAUCGUUCUGGGGUGCUUAAUCUUGGCAGUCCUGACCACAUUCAAGGAGUACGAGACAGUUUCAGGAGAUUGGCUGCUUCUAUUGGAAACAUUUGCUAUUUUCAUCUUUGGAGCUGAGUUUGCCUUGAGGAUCUGGGCUGCUGGAUGUUGUUGCAGAUACAAAGGAUGGAGGGGGAGACUGAAGUUUGCAAGGAAGCCCCUGUGCAUGCUAGACAUUUUUGUGCUGAUUGCUUCAGUGCCAGUGGUCGCUGUUGGAAACCAAGGCAAUGUUCUCGCCACCUCGCUCCGGAGUUUACGGUUCCUACAGAUCUUGCGCAUGCUACGCAUGGACAGAAGGGGUGGUACCUGGAAACUCCUGGGUUCUGCAAUUUGUGCCCACAGCAAAGAACUCAUCACUGCCUGGUACAUUGGAUUCCUGACACUGAUCCUUUCCUCAUUUCUUGUCUACCUGGUGGAGAAAGAUGUGCCUGAAAUUGAUGCUCAAGGAGUGGAGAUGAAAGAGGAGUUUGAGACCUAUGCCGAUGCACUCUGGUGGGGCCUGAUUACUCUGGCAACCAUUGGUUAUGGAGACAAGACCCCUAAAACCUGGGAAGGCCGUCUGAUUGCAGCCACCUUUUCCCUAAUUGGAGUUUCGUUUUUUGCUCUUCCAGCUGGAAUUCUUGGAUCAGGGCUGGCUCUCAAGGUACAAGAACAACAUCGACAGAAACAUUUUGAGAAAAGAAGAAAACCAGCAGCUGAACUCAUACAGGCCGCAUGGAGGUAUUAUGCAACUAAUCCCAACAGGAUUGAUCUUGUAGCUACCUGGAGAUUUUAUGAAUCCAUUGUUUCUUUUCCAUAUUUCAGAAAAGAGCAGUUGGAGGCAGCAGCCAGCCAAAAGCUGGGUCUCUUGGAUCGGGUUCGACUUUCUAAUCCUCGUGGUACCAAUACUAAAGGAAAGCUAUUUACCCCUCUGAAUGUAGAUGCCAUAGAAGAAAGCCCUUCUAAAGAGCCAAAGAAUGUUGGCUUGAACAAUAAGGAACGUUUUCGGACUGCAUUCCGAAUGAAAGCAUACGCUUUUUGGCAGAGUUCUGAAGAUGCUGGAACAGGAGAACCCAUGGCUGAAGAACGGGGCUACAGUAAUGAAUUCCUCAUAGAAGACAUGAUCCCCACACUCAAGUCAGCCAUCAGAGCAGUCAGAAUACUACAAUUUCGUCUCUACAAAAAAAAAUUCAAGGAGACUUUGAGGCCUUAUGAUGUAAAGGAUGUUAUCGAACAAUAUUCUGCAGGACAUCUGGAUAUGCUUUCCAGAAUAAAGUAUCUUCAGACAAGAGUAGAUAUGAUCUUCACCCCAGGACCUCCAUCUACGCCAAAACACAAGAAGUCCCAGCGAGGUGGAGCCUUCACCUAUCCUUCCCAGCAGUCUCCAAGAAAUGAUCCGUAUGUAGCCAAAGCAUCCUCAUCAGAAAUUGAAGACCAAAGCAUGAUGGGGAAAUUCGUCAAAGUUGAAAGACAGGUUCAUGACAUGGGGAAGAAACUGGAUUUUCUCGUUGACAUGCACAUGCAGCACAUGGAGCAGCUCCAGGUACAAGUUACAGAAUACUACCCAACCAAAAAAGCCACUGCUACCCCUGCAGAGGCCGAGAAGAAAGAGGAGAACAAGUAUUCUGAACUGAAAACCAUCAUCUACAACUAUUCUGAACCCUGCACCCAGGAAAGUCCCUACAGCUUCCACCAGGUCCCUGUCAACAAAGUCAGCCCCUAUGCUUUCUUUGCACAUGACCCAGUGAGCUUGUCUCGAGGUGGAGGAGGAGGAGGAGGAGGACCCCCAUCAGAGAAGGAGAAGCUCCCGAGGACUGUCCCUUCCUCGGUCCCCUAUGCAGAAAGACCCACCGUCUUGCCUAUCCUCACUCUCCUAGACUCUCGGGUGAGCUACCACUCCCAAGCUGAGCUCCACAGCCCCUACCAGGACCGAAUCUCACCCAGGCAGAGACGGAGCUUCACCAGGGAUAGUGACACCCCGUUAUCUCUUCUCUCUGUCAACCACGAGGAACUGGAACGCUCACCCAGUGGCUUCAGCAUCUCCCAGGACAGAGAUGACUACCUUUUCGGCCCGAAUGGGGGCUCGAGCUGGAUGAGGGAGAAGCGUUACCUGGCCGAGGGAGAGACUGACACAGACACAGACCCCUUUACCCCAAGUGGCUCCAUGCCUCUGUCUUCCACAGGGGAUGGGAUUUCCGAUUCCAUAUGGACUCCUUCCAACAAGCCGGUCUAAAGGGGGAGGAGGGGUCACUGGAUGGCCUCUCCUUGUAAUGUAGACAAACUUUGUAUAGCUCACUUACUCUUACACCCAAAGCUUACUAGUUGGAACACCAAUGGCUGCAUUCAAUGCAUGUGUUAGUAUUAGUCACUGCACCAUUCCACGGGGAUUGACAGCUGCAUUUUUUUCAAAGCCACCAUGAGGAAGCCGCUUCAUUUUGAGCAUGCUUUGCAUGACUUUACACUAUAUAAAUGGUACCGCUACUUUCUUCUAGGAUACAUAUCUAUCUGCUAUUCUUACUUAAAAACCACGAUUGGGCCUGUGCAGGGAGAAACUACAGAGGAUUCCAUGCUCCUUUUCUUUUAGAGACAGAGAAUACAGUUCUAGUGAGUUCUAGAAUCACUGCCCUUUUGCGUUCCAGCACCUGCCCUGAAAAUUGCACCUUUUUUUAAGGAAAUGAAUUCAUUUUUUGCAUAACUUCACGAGCUCUUGGAUGUCCCUAGAAUGGAGAGCAGGCUCAGUGAAGUCUAAGCCCCAGCAUUAAUAGGAUUAAUUUAGUUUAUAUGAUUACUUUUGGAGGAAUUCUGAUUUCAUUCACGUAAGGAACUUCCAUAGCAAAAAUGCCCUCCACUGAGGCCAGUCAGCGACCUCUCUCUAAUUUAUCUUACAGAGAUGUGUAGGGAUACUGAGAAGUUAAGUGAUGCCCCUCUUCACAUAGCUAUUAUGUCAGAAGCAGACCUGAAAUCAGGUCUUCUUGAAGCCAGCUCUCUAUCCUCUGUACCAUGUUGUUUUUCCUUCAAUGUGAGACAGAGGGAAAGAAAAGGUGUAUGUCUUGUUUCCCAAACCAUGGAUAUCCUCAUUUAUACAGGAACUAGAAAAAAGAACUAUAAAGGCUUCCAAAUAGGAUUUUUCUAAGUCACAUUAAAUAAUGAACACACUUUGCUGCUAAUUCCAUUGUCCUCAAAAAAAAAGGGCUCAACUUCUUUUCUCUGCAGAAAAAAAAAAUCUUCAACAAAAUAUCUACCAAGAUAGAACCAACUUUAGAGAGCACAUAGAUUCAUUCUUCACAUGAGAGUAAAAAGCAGGUCUAGAGCGCCUAAAAGAGUUUCCAACAGUCAGAAUGGCAGAACAGACUUGAACAGAGGACUUGUGACUUCUAUGUAGAAAACAGAAAUCAAGCUAAUAUUUAAACUAGAAUUACGGAGAUCUGAGACCUUAAAAAUCACCUAGGCCAACUCCCUUAAAGUAUGGAUGAGAAAAUUUAGGCCCAUAAAAGUUAAUAAGUAAUAAGUGGCUCAAUGUUUUCUCUGUGGCUGACCUAGUUGUGGUACCUUGAACACAGAAUGUCAGUUAUUUUGUGCCCCAGUUGACCAGUGAAAACCAUAAAGUUUGUUUUUAUUGUAAAAAAAAAUGCACUUAUUUUUAUUCUGACUAUUUUGCUUCAAGAAAAAUGGCUGAUUGUAGCUUUAUUGAUGUGUGAAUUGGCCAAACUGAUGACCAUCACAUUUUCUUCUUCAUUAGCUCAAAUGACACCAUGUAUAUAAAGCACUUUGAGAACUUGAGACAACUAUAUUAAUGGCAUUUAUUAUUAUUUCACUUCAGUGGAUACAUAAUUGCAUCACUUUGGGGUACUUCCUCCAUUGAUACAAAUUGUAAUGAAUCUUGUCUGUCACAUCAUUGGUUAGUAGUGAAAGUUUCAUAUUAAGGGUACCAAAAAUUAAAUGAAUGUUUGUCAGUGGGGUGUUCCUUCAUAGUUAUGGAGAUGAGGUGACCCUGUCUUCUUGAAAGCUACCAAGUUAGAAUAGAUUCAAAUAUGGUCCCAGCAACUGGCUUUAUCUGAUACCUAAGGACCAGUUUACUAGAAAAUUGACCAUCCAAUGAGGAAUUCUUAUGCUAUGUCUGCCCAUUCUUCCUUUCACAUGUUUAUGAAACUACCAAAAUGUCAUAAGUGACAUUGAAUCAGCUAAAAGUUAAAGCAAAUAGCCUUGUAGCAGUGUCCCAGAGUAAUCACUAAGCACAAUCUGCCUGAGGUUUAUCACUUGUUAUUUAUUUAUUUUUACCACUUGUUAAUCUAUAAAGAAUUCUGAUAGUGGAAUUUCUCACAAAGAUUGGAUCAUACAGAUAAGUGCCCAGCUCAAUGACUGCACAAGCAUGGUCCUGCCCCUCUUUAAACAGUCAUUUAUGGGUUUCUGCCCAACUAGAUCUAUUGAAAUGACCAUUCAGCUACACAUUAACUACCUUUUGGUUCUUGUAUGUCAUCUGUAUAGCAAUGAGGCUGUAAUCCUUUGAGACUUUGUAUAGACAAGUAAUAGUUCCAGCAAAAAAAAUAGUUCCAGCUCAGUAAAUGAGCUUAUACAAUAACUAAUGAAGAGAUAUUCUAUCUUUUGGUAGGGAUGAUCUACUUUUUUUGGCUUCAAGGUCUAGAGAUUACUUGGAAAGGAAGAGGGAAGAUGGGAAAAGAGGUAUUUGCAGAUGGUGUUUGUAACUGGAACAUGGGAAAGUGUACAGACUGGAGAGUUUGAGAGUGGUUGAGAGGCAUGGCAUAGUUAAGCAGAAUAAUCUAUUUAUGAGGACCUAUGAUGUGGUUCAGACUCUGUCCUCACCAUGACUUGCUGCCACAGAAAAGUGGUCUUGGAAUUAACUGCCACCUUUCAACCAGCCACAUUAAGCUCUAUGGUUGAUUACUUGGGAGCCUCUAGCCCAACGGGUCAAAUGUGCUUUUCUCAGAGAUGGACUUCUGACUCUUCUAGAAGUCAUCAUUGACCAGGAAUAACUGAAUAAUCUCUAAGUUAUCUCUCUCUAUCGUUAUUCACUAAAAGGUUUUUUUUUUAAGGAAUUGAUGGAAAACAGGUCAAACUUUCUACCUUUGCACCAAUUAAUUUUUCUAACAAAUUGACACUCUCCUAGAAACUAGACCUCAGUGUCUUAACAAAAGCAAAUUUUAUUAUGAAAUAAUUGUACUCAAGCUUGGUGAUCAAAAAGGAGUGGACUGUUGCCUCCCUUCUAGGAACAUCUUAUAUGGACAAGGUACUUGGCAAGUAAUAUAAGUUGUCAUGAACUGUCUGAGUAUGGAAUGAGUUCACUUUCACUGAAGGUCUUCAUGAGGAAUUUCAGUGAGCAUUCAUUAGGGACAGGGAUGUUGUAAAAGAAGAUGCUUGUUCAGGUAGCUUUGUACAAAUGAUUUCUGAAGUCCCCAAAGAAUUUUUAAGAUUCUAUCAUUCUUUUCCCCUAUUUAUACAAUAAUUGUAUAUCAGAAAACUUUCAACCUUAUAACAAGAUGCCAUGGAGGUAAAAAAAAAAAGUCUAAAUGAAGUAUUAACUUUCAGAGUGUUCCAUGUUUUAGCCUUUCUUUGCAUCCCUAGCACUUAGCACAGUUCUUGGCACAUAGUAAGUGCUUAAUGGAUGUUUGUUAACAGAUUGACUCUUUGAAAGGUAGCUAGCUCAGAUGAGAACAGAUAUUAGCGUUCAUUUGGCCAAUCAAUAAAAAAGUAUUUGUAAAGAGCCUUAUAUAUGUGUCAGGCACUGUAAUAGGCAUUGGGGAUACAAAUACAAGAAUGAAAAACUUCUUGCUUUUAAGAAGCUUAUAUUUUAUUAGACAUCCAGCCUCAUGAAAACAUAAUAUAUUAAUAAAAAUAAAUAUAUUGAUAUUUAUUAUCUCCAUAAGUGGGUUUAGAUAGAGCACUAUGAUUUUGGAAGGUUGGUGGAAGUGAUAUUUCCUAUUAGUGUAUAGUGGUCUCACCUCUGAAGACAAAAUGGGGGGCUUUAGGCUCUGACUGAAUCAUUUUGGCACAGCUAGUCUCAAAUCAUCUUUUCAAAAUACUGGGUUCUGGAUUAACUGAGAUUUUUUUUCAUUUGUAAAUGAAGUCAAGUUUCUCUUCCUUCCUACUCUGUCCUAAAUCUAUUCCAAGAGGCAUAGCCAUAAAUUGGCGAUUGGAUUUAGGCUGUUUUUAAUCUCUUCAACUGCAUUCUAGGCACAAUCAACUUGGAAAACCUUAGAGUCUAGAUCUAGUCUGCCAAACCUUUGCUCCAUGCAUAACAUGUGUUUUAAGAGAAAGCAGUUACUUUUCUAGAAGGUAUCUGCUGGUUUGGUCAAUGACCUGGAAGGCUGCUUGGAUUUUAUGAGAAAUAAAAGGGAUGUUCUCUUCAUAUCCCCACCCUUAGGGUUUCUACAUAGCCAAUCUUUGCAUGUCUUCGCUGACUAAAAUUCCAUGAAAACUCCAAAUCAUGUUGUGUAGGAAAUGGACUUGUGAUGUUAUUGGUAUAGGUAAUAUCCUGGAGAUAGAGGAUUCCAUAGCUGAUAUGUAUUAGAUGCAGAACUUGGACCCAUGUCUCUUGGGUUCUAAAUCUGUCUGCUCAUUAUACCACUUUAGUUUUCAAUUUGUUGGACAAAGCUCUGCUUGACCAAGGGCAACCUCCAGAAUUUACUUCUUGAUCUUACUUUUCAGUGACAAAGGUAUUGCAGUUUGAGAGUAUAGUUCCAAAAGAUACAAUUGACUUCAUUUCCCAAGUCCAGUCCCAUCGUCAUUGUUGAGGAUGCUUUAUUCCAGUGAACAGAUAGCUAAUGGAAGUAGCUGUGGCCUUUGACAAUAGGUUUUCCAGAAUAUAACAUUAUUAAGCACCAGGGAAUUCACAUAUAAGUUUGAUCUUUGUAAGCCAAGGGAAGUGAUGAGAACAAAGAUCUAACAAUAUGUCCAAUAUUCAGAACACAAGAUUCCUUUUUAUUUUCAUAGUACAUUAUCUGUAAUAUAUAUUGCCUUAGGCUGGACUUUUCAACAUUGCUUUGCAUACUUAACUUUAAAAACUUCCAUGGCUCAAAAAAAAGAGAGAGAUGAGGUAGGUUCCCUGAAAUAUUUAGUAUUAAGAUAUCAUAAUCUUAAGGCACUUAUUGAUAGCAAGACCUCUGCAUUUCAAAUAAUUUGUUUAACAAUUGAAACAAGAAAUAUGUUACUUCCAUAGGAGAAUAGUAAGACCCUCUUACUUUGGGUACAGUUCAUAAAUCCCCAGUGGGUAUUAUAGCUUAUUUGUAUGCUAAAUUAACAUUUCUUAUGGGUGAUCAACUGAGGGGGGAAAUGCUACUGAAUGACAGGGAUAAUUGAGAAUAAAAGGCCAGGUGGGUGCUUAGCAAAGACCCAUGUGGCCUUUUCCUUUCUUCCCAAUGAAAGUCAUGUAAUCAAGCCAAAUGUAUGCAUUGAUUUUGCUUUGCAUGUGGAGUCAUGAAUGAAAUUGUAUGAUUUUGUAGGAAUAAGGUGUUUAUGACUCUGAUACCCAGUGAUAUUUAUUACCCUGUCACAAUGGAUAGAGUUCUGGGCUUGGAGUCAGAAAGUUCUGAGUUCAAAUUCUGCCUUGGGCACUCUAUAAUCCCAGGCCAAUCUUUUCUCCAUUUUCCUCAUCUGUAAAUGAGAGGGUUUGAUUCAAUCACUUCUAAAGGCUCUCAAACUCUAAAUCUAAGAACCUAUAAUCUACUUCAGCACCAUGGCUAGUAAUUGGGAACUGUAUUCCUAUUCCCUUUGUCUGAUGUGAUUGAGAAUUCAGAAAUUUAAAGAGUACCUGGAGAUUUAAAAAUAUUCAAUAAGAAGUGCUGUUAUACAGUCUUCCCAUUCACUGAAGCACACCCAAACUUGAACAAUGGCCAAAAUUCCUGAGUUUUCAGGAGCUGCCCUUUAAGAGAGGAUAAUGUUCCUAUGUCUUAGAGGAAAUCAUUUUCCCUUCCCCCACCUCUAGCUUAGAUUCUCCCAAGAGAGUUUCCCAAAUGUCCUUAAAAUUCAAUGCCAUUAAGACCAUGCCAACAUACCCCUUUUUACUAUCUUCCCAUGGUAUGAUUAAGACAAUGCUGACAUCCAUUUUUCUCCUUUUAACUUUUGCCAAUCACUUCCCUUCUCCACCCCACCAUCCCAACAAUUAUCUGAUUUGCUGCUUAGACUCACCCUAGCCUUAGAGCUAAUACUCAAGCAGCAUCUAUACACAAUCUAGUUUGAAAAAUUAAAGUUAGAAACAAAAUAAAGAGAAAGAUGAAUCUGGCAAACCCCACAAGAUCUACAUAAUCCCAAAUAACUGUUUUGGUUUAAUAGAUUCAACAAUUGAAAGUUCAAUUGUCAUGUUAUCAAGCUUUCUCUGAGCCUCUGAGUUGUCCUCCAAGUUAAUCUUGCUUUAUCAGAGCCUAUUACCAAAUCCUUCCACAAAAGGUUCAGAAGGUAGUAGAAACAGAUGUCAUUCAAGCUAUUCCUUGGUUAUAACUCUACAGAAUGGUUUAGUGAUUGAGAAAGUCAAAAGCUUUUGACUAAAACAAGAUUUGGGGAUUAGAGCUAGAUGUCAAUAAUUAAUUUUUUUUUUAAUUCAGGAAAGGCAUCUGGAGAUUCUUGCCAUAUAUUUUUAUUCUUAUUUUUUUUAAUUUAUAGAUUUUAAACUUGAAAGUUUCUUCUAAGCCACCCAGUUCAAAACCUCCUUUUAAAAAUUAAAAAAAUAAAAAAUGAAGCUCAGAGAGACCAUUGUUUCUUUCCUUGUCACUGGCAUUUGUUUUCAUUUGUUGUUUGGUUUUCAGUUAAACUUUGUCAUGUUUUUUGGACAUAGUAGACACUUCACCCAAGAGAGAACAUAAUAAAAAACUGUCAAAUAGUUUAGGCCUCAAGAAGUUGGCCAAAUAUUUGAAGAAAUCCUCACUGAAUCCUAUGUACAUUUCCCCCAAAACUUCUUUAUUUUAAUAUCAACUUCAUAUUUGGCAAGAUUGAGAGUCAAAAUAAGUAUUAAGAGAAAAUGAGCAUUUUCAAUAGGCUUGAAAAUAUUCAUCUGAACAGCCUGAAAUCAGAUAGAGGGUGAAUAAUUAUUCAAUAGUUAAUAAUAUUGAGCUUAAUUUUAAGAAAACAAAUGUUACUCACACUGGAUUCAUCCAUGGAUACUCCCCUUAACAUCAUAAGCUGGGAAGAUAAAAAUGUUUGAGCUGAUAUUUUGUUUCAGUGAUCCAAAGAAAUUUAAACUAACUGAGUGGAGUGACUACUUCUUUUUCCAUUUUUCAUUGUAUCCCCAUAAUCUAGCACAAUGCUUUGCACAUACUAGGUACCUGAGAAAUGUUUGUUGAAAUGAAUGAAACUAUUGAAUUGAAUCCAAAAGAACCAAAUCGGAUUAAAUCCCUAUGCAGUCUUCAUGAUCCUUGUUGAGAGUUGGCCUUGAUUCCUGUGAUUUGAGGAAGCUGUUUAAUUAUUUUCUUCCUGGGGCUUCUGUAAAAGAAUUCUAUGCAGAAAUUUUCUAGGAAAGGGUUCACCGAAGAUUUAUGAGAGAACACACUGGCUGGCUGAACUAGUUUCAACUAGUUGCUAUAUGAUUUCUGUCAUAUCAGAUACAAAUUGGCACCCCAAAGAAUUAGUGAGAAUGACAUACGUAGGCUCCCUCCCAUCCAGUGAUUCAAAAAAAGAAACCCCCUGAUGACAUUUCUGGGAUACAGUGUCCAUGAUUACUGGGGAACAAAGCAAUGGCAGACCCUCUGCUUAGUAUCUCCUUCAACAACUUCAGCAAACAUCUUCCUCCACUUGUCACUAAACACAAAAAACUUUCCCCUCACACACAUACCCAAAAAACCUGCCUUCUAGAAGUUUACAUUUGACUGAGGAAGGGGAAACAUCACAUUGGCACUCUGUAAGAUACCUCACUCAGUAUAUAUACAGGACUGUUUUACUAUCAGAGAGGUAAAUACCACAGACCUAAAUCUGCUCUCCAACAUCAAACUUCCUGCUUUCAAAGGGAAAACUGAUUUUACCAUAGUAAGUUCUGAACUAUCUCUUAUUAGCUGGUCCCCUCCUACUUUAAAAACAUGGAGGUCUCAAGACAGAUGUGCCAGGACCCAUAAAUACCUCCUGUGAUGUACUUAGGGAUCUGCUACUGGGACAAAAGGCGAGGGAGCCAUGCUUUCUGAACUGGCUCAAGGACAAUUUCUCUGAGCCUGGGAGGGUGUCAAGUGAUACUGAAUGACUCACUUUGUACUGGCUUCUUCUAACACUGGUUUUUUUUCAGUCACUACUCAACUCCAUGAGAAUCAUUCCUUUUCCAAACCACUUAUGCUAUCUGUCAGUAACUAUUUUUUUCCCACUGAAUUCAAUUAAGUAGGUUCAUAUGUCCCAAUUGACUCAACACCUAUUCUGACUUAUUAUUUGCUAUUUGGAUUGGAUGCCAGCUUUUUUUUUUCAGAGAUAGCAUAUUUAUUUUCAAAUGCCUUUUCUACUGGGUCUCUGGUAAGCAGAUCACAGAAUGAGCACUUCUCUUUGUAUUUAGAAAUGUUUCUAUUCCAAAAUCAGAAGGCAAGACUUUUCUUCUGAGGUCAGCUCCUUCUUACUGGAGAAAGAUAUCUUCUCCCUUCACACACACACCCACCUCCUCCCCACCCAUCCCAGCUUCCCCACAUAUUUCUUUCAGGCAGGGAAAUCUCAGGAGAAUGAGCUGAGAGGGUUUUGUUUGUUUUGUUUUGUUUUAUUUUAAUAAAAGUCUUUAUCUUUUGUCACAUGAAAGGCAUUGCUUUCAGAGUUCCUUAUAUUAAAAAGUCCACUGUGUCCCUAUCAAAAAAAAAGUAAAUAGUCUGUUUUUAUUCUUGAGAAAAAUACUAACCUUAAGGAGUAAGGAAAAGAAAUGGGUGACCCUUCAGUCCCCAUGACCCCUCUCAAAUUUAUAUUCAGCUCUGGUUUUAAUUCAAUACAAUUCAACUCAACUAGCUUCCAUUCAAUAUCCAAUAUGACCAAAGGUCAAGGGAAAAAUUCUAAGCCUCAAGGAGUUUAUAUUCCCCUGAAGGGAUAUAAAGAUGAACAUAUGCAGAGUAAAUGUUGAAAAAAAUGGUUUAUGUUAUUAACUGAAUCACUUUGAGGGCCUGAGUGAGAAAAAUGUGUGUACUGUUUGUUAGGAUCAGGUUGGGCAAACCAACCAUAAUAGCCAUAAAAUGGUUUAGAAUGGGGCUCUAUUUUGUUUUUUUUCUUCUUUCUAAUGUAGAAAAGUAAUGUCAAAUAGCAAGAGACCAAUCCAUUUUGAAUAUCUGAAAUACAAUAUGAAGUUAAUAUGUGGCACAAACCUGGUGUGUUUUGGGGAGGGAGGUUGCUUUAUUUUUUUUUCCUUUUAUGGCAUAGAAUUCUGGUGCCUUGCUCCCUGAAGUUGUCUCCAAGCUACAAAGGAAACACUUUUUUCACAUUCUGGCUUACAAGGGAACACAACUUUUCUACAAGUGGCCUUUAGUGCUCUUUCUAAUAUGAUUUCCUGUAAUUUUUAAACUGUAUGUCUAAUUUAUAUUCUGGCACUGUCCGAUAUUGAACAACUUUAAUAUGUUGAUUUCCAUCUAUAUUAUGCAAACUAUACUUCUUACCUGAUUUUUUAUGUUCUGUCUUAAAAUGAACAAUCAAAUAAAUAAAUAAAUGCCGCAACAGUUAUUAAUAAAUGGAAAUUUCAAUGA
This is a messenger RNA of Monodelphis domestica (gray short-tailed opossum), 12594 nucleotides long. RefSeq names its product potassium voltage-gated channel subfamily Q member 3 (gene KCNQ3). Lineage: Eukaryota; Metazoa; Chordata; Mammalia; Didelphimorphia; Didelphidae. Gene Ontology annotation, molecular function: voltage-gated potassium channel activity. The record is from RefSeq and is a predicted model, not a curated record. Gene Ontology annotation, biological process: potassium ion transmembrane transport. Gene Ontology annotation, cellular component: voltage-gated potassium channel complex; membrane.